Talpa occidentalis (Iberian mole) is the source of this 564-nucleotide messenger RNA. Its product is annotated as cytochrome c oxidase subunit 7C, mitochondrial. NCBI's taxonomy places the organism in Eukaryota, Metazoa, Chordata, Mammalia, Eulipotyphla, Talpidae. The transcript has 3 exons. Gene Ontology annotation, biological process: mitochondrial electron transport, cytochrome c to oxygen. The record is from RefSeq and is a predicted model, not a curated record. Bases 164 to 355 code for a protein of 63 amino acids.
GCCGCCAUUUUGCUACGUUUUCCGUAGGCCCUGCCCCAUUUCCUAUCGUCCCUUUCGGUCGCCGCGCACCGUCCUGCAAGGUCGUGAAAAAAGGACUACUUGGGUUGCCGCCAUUUCGCCCGCCUUCGGUCUCUGCGUCUUUCGCAGAGCUCCCGACUGCGCUAUGUUGGGACAGAGCAUCCGGAGAUUCACGACCUCUGUGGUCCGUAGGAGCCACUAUGAGGAGGGCCCAGGGAAGAAUUUGCCAUUUUCUGUGGAAAACAAGUGGCGGUUACUACUUAUGAUGACUGUGUACUUAGGUUCUGGAUUUGCUGCACCUUUCUUCAUAGUAAGGCACCAACUGCUUAAGAAAUAAGGACGUUUUAGUUCAUCCAUGAAACAGAUAUGAAGAGGAUCAUUUUAAGAAGUGCAAUUUCUUUGAAAAGUCAAACUCUCAAACUCAACAUACUAAAUAUGUUUGUAAAUAAACUUAUGGGCAUGACUCCUUAAUGCCUCUUCUCUGAAAUAUAGUUGAGUGUAUGAUUAUUUUUUAUUUGAAUAAUAUUCCCGUAUUCAUCAAAAUGU